This is a messenger RNA of Anopheles nili, 3177 nucleotides long. RefSeq names its product G patch domain-containing protein 1 homolog. The coding region runs from base 1 to 2916 and encodes 971 amino acids. NCBI's taxonomy places the organism in Eukaryota, Metazoa, Arthropoda, Insecta, Diptera, Culicidae. Gene Ontology annotation, molecular function: RNA binding. The record is from RefSeq and is a predicted model, not a curated record. The transcript has 2 exons. Gene Ontology annotation, cellular component: nucleus. Gene Ontology annotation, biological process: mRNA processing.
AUGGAGGAAGAUGAAGAAAUAUUGUGUAGAUACGGCACGGCUCUACCAGCAUUCGAAGAAGAUGCCGUACCGUCGAAGAAACCCGUCACCGUCGAGGACCAAAUUGUGCUGGAUAGCAAUGGGAAACGUCGUUUCCAUGGGGCAUUCACGGGAGGGUUUUCGGCAGGCUAUUGGAAUACAGUCGGAUCGGAAGAAGGUUGGAAGCCGACAGAAUUUAAAAGUUCGCGCAAAGAGAAAUUCUCUUCUGUACGGCAGCAAAAUCCAAUGGAUUUCAUGGACGAGGAAGAUCUGGGAGAGUUUGGUAUUGCGCCGCAACGUGUCCAGGCAAAGGAUGAUUUUGCCCAUAGCGGGGGCAGUAGUAACUCUAGCAAAAGAAAGUUUGAAUUGGGGCUAUCGAAAGGGCCAAUACCUGGCAAGCCGGUGUUGCGAGCACUGCUGGAGCCAGCGAAAGAGAAGACAGCAGUUAAAAUGCUAAAGAAAAUGGGCUGGCGCGAAGGUCAGGGUAUUGGAGAGCGCCAGACAAAGCACGAAAAGAAGCAGGCCAACGCGAGAACUAACAAAGAGCAGUAUUUAAUGAAAAUGUACGGUUGUGAAAUUCCCGGUCGACCAUCGGACGAGGAUGCUGACCGUGACGAAGGAGACGAUGGCUCGGAAAAUUCAGACAGCGACUACGAAGUGACAUUCGCUCCGGAUGAUUUCGAUCCGUUGGUCGCUUCCCUUAAGAACAAUACUUUCGGGUUAGGUUACAGUGGGCUCGACCGUGGCACGUCAUCCAGCGGGUUUCAGCUGUUCGAUGCCCUCGAGGUAGUAGACAAGAACAACAAAAAACUUUCGAUUCGUGGACAAGCUUUCGGAAUCGGUGCGCUGGAAGAUGACGAUGAUCUCGACGUGUACGCCCGGGACGAUAUGUCCCGGUACGAUUUUUCGCUUGAAGAUAAAAAGCAAACGAAAUGUGCAACUUCGGCGAAUAACGUGAAACAACAAGCAAGUAACCUGGAGGGCUUUAGCUCCAGAAGUAGUGCACAGAAGCACUCUAAAAAAGUGUUUAGUGUACAAAUGCCUGAUGGCUUCCAACCACGAAAUUGGGAAGAACGGAGGACUCGCUUUAACCCUCUAGACGAGCAGCGGGCAAAGCAGAUCGAGCGAGACAACGAACACAAAAUCAAAGGCCUUGGAAGGCAUGAUCUUUGUCCAAAGGAGCGGGGAGAGAUCCUAGGAGAAAAAUCCAAACCGAAUCCUGUACUAGAAAUGCUAAACCAACGCAGUAAUAACUUUGUAAGCGGCGAGGUAAUUCACAACGAUAGCACGCAUUCGGCAGCAGAAACAGAUCAACCGAAGGAAGGAAGCAAAAUCGUUGUAAAACAGGAACCCCCAUCUUCUUCGUCGGUUCCGUCGGGUUUGGUGACACAACCGAACGUGCUGCAACGGCAGUACCUCGGUUCGACUAAGGAAGGCUUCAAACCAUUCAUUGCAAUGCCCGACAAACAGGAUCGCUAUGAUCGGUUUUUAGCUUUUCAGUCCACCGAACGGUACCUCACCCGGCAGCAGUAUCUGGAAUCGUUGCAACCGCUAGGAUUAUCCGCGUGGGAUCGCGAAAGGGAGCUUAAGGAGUUUGUCCAAGCCGAGCGUAUGUAUCGCCCGCUGGAUGGGUUAAUGUCGGAGCGGUUUGUAACAGCGUCGAGCUUGAUUGCGGACAAAACCAUCCCCGCCGAUGGGGAAUCGGGAAAACCGCGGGAAAUUCGAAUGCAGCGCACUCGCGUGAUGUGGAAACCACAUAAGGAGCUGUGUAAGCGAUUCAACGUACCGGAACCGUUUGGGGGAAUGAUGGCGGAUGAGCAGGAUGCCGCAGAGAAACGCAGAAAGGAGAAGGGAAAGUUCUCCGUGUUCGAUUAUCUGGAGACACCCGUCACAAAUAGACGCGAUUUUGUUACUCCCGUCGUCAUACCAAACACUCGUAAACACCAACACACAGGUAAUGAAAGCCAGCUUAAUCCCGUUGCAAUCAAACGCUCCUCCAAUGCGGGCGGUGCAGGACAAAGGCUUUCCUCGAGAGACUUUUUCAUUUCUGACGAUACCACCAGAACGUCGAUUCCAAAUACCGAAAGCGAAGCGAAUUCCGAGGAUGGUCCUAUCAUCAGGACAGUCAAUUCGUCCCUUCCACCACCAGUGCUGAGCAGAAAAACGGAGAAAAAAAGAACGGAACUAGAAGAAAAAGUGCUACAAGCAACCAAUAAAAAACCAGAGGACAAGCGAGAUCUUUUCAAAUCCAUUUUCUGCAGCAGCGACGAGGAAGGAGAGUCAAAACCGAACUCGAGUUCGAAAGAAGAAAAAGCCCCUGCCGAAGCUUGCAGCGUCCUUACCGAUGAAGAAAAGCUAAAAAUGGUCGAUAGCUUCAUUGCCAUCAAGCCCGCAAGUCAGGUGAACAUCCUGCGCAACAAUUCGCCCCCUCGGGGAAUCUUUAAAAACUUGUUCGAAUUCAAACAACCACCACGUGUUGAGCGCGAACACGUGCUACAGUGUUCAUCGAAAUCCGUCAAAACGACAGGACAAAAAGAUGCUGAAAAGAAAUCAGAACGACAUUCCUCCACAUCGAGCGACUCAGAACCAGACAGUGCGUCCGAUUCGGAAGACACGGAAUAUUAUGGACCGAAGCUGCCAACCAAAGCGGUCGAUAAUUUGGCAAAUUACAGCGAAGGCCAACCAACAGGGGCAGGUGACGGGUUUCAGCAUCUGCUGGACGGCAAGGAACGUGCGAAAGACACCUGGAUCGAAAAGCGUCUCGAAGUUCGACGGCAUUCACCAGAUAAGGGGAAAAAGAAGAAAAAACACAAACAGCACCAUCACAAAAGUAAGAUGAAAAGCAAACAUAAGAAAGAAAAAAAGAAGAGCAGUCACAAGCGUAAAAGUAGGCAUUAGCUUUACGCUACUGCAGGAGAUAUUUGCUACCGCAUCCCGGGCGAAUUUUCUCGGAAUCGAUUAGAAUAAAGAAUUUAAAAAAAUGCAACGUCCACCGGCUAGACAUGUAAAUUGAAAUUCCAUUUUUAUUGCGUCGUUACUGAAAUUCGUCACUAAAUAGGAAGGGUAAUCCUAAAGUGCACGCACACUUAAGGAGAAAGUAAGAACUAUUCUAACAUUUUUCUUUGUCGUUAAUUCCGGAACGAAGUUUUAACGCGGAGC